AUGACUGUUUUAAACGUUUUUUAUAUUUUCUUUUGUGCCUGUUGUUCCCUGGCUGCCCCAGUUCCCCUCAGCCCCCGGGCUAACGAGGACUCCGUCGUUGGGAAACUCCUUCGCCUCGCUGUUGAGAAGGGCGCCGAGACUGCCCUCAAAAUCGGCGGCGUUGUCCUUUUGUUCCUUUUUAUAAGAGACCUGUUCACCUUUGGCUUUUGGUGGGGCCGUGUGGAGGUCCUGCGUUCUCGUGACUCCAGUCGCAGGCCGGACUCCGCUGCCAUUAAAUAG
This is a messenger RNA of Penicillium hordei, 279 nucleotides long. RefSeq lists its product as uncharacterized. The transcript is spliced from 3 exons. Bases 1 to 279 code for a protein of 92 amino acids. Lineage: Eukaryota; Fungi; Ascomycota; Eurotiomycetes; Eurotiales; Aspergillaceae. The record is from RefSeq and is a predicted model, not a curated record.